AUGUCAUUCCUGCACAGAGUCAACGAGUUCGUCAAGCUCAAGGGUGCCGAAGGCGAAGUCACCCCUUCCCAGUGGAUUAACAAGGAUAUCGUGCCUCUUCCACCUAAUAGAAGAAACUGGGACAAAUGGACAUUUGCCGGUUUCUGGGCCAUUAACAACCUGUGUAUCUCCAACUACACGGUUGGGUCCACUCUGAUCUCGAUCGGAAAUUCGGUGUGGAUGGCCAUGCUGUCCAACAUCAUUGGUAGAUUUAUCAUCGCGCUGAUGGCUGUCUUCAACGGAUAUGUUGGUGCCGAUUAUCACAUUGGUUUCCCGGUUGUUUCUCGUUAUAUCUGGGGUAUGAAGGGUUCUUACCUGGCCAUUGUCCAGAGAAUCAUGUUGGGUGUCGUCUGGUUGUCGACGCAAUCAUGGACCGGUGGUUUGUGUGUUUCUGUGAUUUUGUCUUCGAUCUUCCCCUCGUUCGAGCACAUGAAGAACACCAUGCCUGAGAACACCCACAUGACUACCAAACAAUUUGUUGGUUUCGUGGUGUACUGUGUGAUGAUGGUGUUCAUGAUCUAUAUGCCACCUGAAAGGUCGCAAAGACUGCUCACGACAUUGAACACGAUGCUCGGGGCGACUUUGUUUGGUAUGAUGGUUUACUGUUUGUGGGAUGCCCACGGUGCUGGUCCUUUGCUUUCUGCAACUGCAGCUGCCACCACGUCCUCUGAAAAGGGUUGGGCAAUUGUUGCAGGUAUCAAGACGGUUAUCGGAACCAUUGCCGUCGGUCUGACGAAUCAGCCAGAUUAUAACCGCUUUGCCAAAACUUCUGGUGACCAGGUUUACGGCCAAGUCUUCUCCAUCCUCUUCUAUGGUAACAUUGUUCCUCUUAUGGGAAUGCUCACUACCUCGGCCACUGCCAAGAUCUGGCCUUCUACCGGUGGAAUAUGGAAUCCUCCCCUUAUUUGUGCGCAAUGGAUGGCCGAUGAUUACAACCCAAAAUCGCGUGCCGGUUCCUUCUUCUGUGGUGUUGGUUUGCUGGCAGGCCAGCUGGCCAUCAAUACCAUCGACAACGCUUUCUCCGCAGGCAUGGAUAUUUCUGGUUUGUUCCCCAAAUACUUCACUUUGAGAAGAGGUGCCUAUCUGGGACUGGUUUUGGCCAUUUGUAUGAACCCAUGGCAAUUGCUCUCCACUGCUAGUGUUUUCAUUAACGUGAUGUCUGCUUACUCCGUUCUGCUGGGAGCAAUGACUGGUAUCAUGUGCUGUGACUACUGGAUCAUCAGAAAGAGGAAGAUCAAGCUCAGCGAUUUGUUCAACCCAACACCAUCCUCUAUCUAUUGGUUCAACGGUGGCUACAACUGGAGAGCCUUUGUUGCAUGGGUCAUUGGGUUUGCUCCUCUCAUGCCUGGUUUCGUUCAUGCUUGUAAUGAGAAAAUCAAGAUUCCUCUGGGGGCCCAGCAUCUCUAUUAUCUCGCCUAUAUCUAUGGUUUCAUCGUGUCGUUCGUGAUCCAUUACGGUAUCAAUCACUUUUUCCCACCACCAGGUCUAGGUGAGGUUGACGAGUACGACCAGUUUGGCACCUUUACCCUGGAUGAGUGUAAAAAGUUCAACAUCAUCCCCCACGAAGACAUGGGCACUUUGGAGUCUGCAGCAGCCUCAUCUUCUGUUGAGAACGAGAAGGCCAUGGCUGAGAUCAAGGUGAACCAGUUGAGCUAG
Kuraishia capsulata CBS 1993 is the source of this 1695-nucleotide messenger RNA. RefSeq lists its product as uncharacterized. Gene Ontology annotation, cellular component: plasma membrane. The transcript has a single exon. Gene Ontology annotation, molecular function: nucleobase transmembrane transporter activity. Gene Ontology annotation, biological process: transmembrane transport; nucleobase transport. NCBI's taxonomy places the organism in Eukaryota, Fungi, Ascomycota, Pichiomycetes, Pichiales, Pichiaceae. The coding region runs from base 1 to 1695 and encodes 564 amino acids. The record is from RefSeq and is a predicted model, not a curated record.